This is a messenger RNA of Knipowitschia caucasica, 831 nucleotides long. NCBI's taxonomy places the organism in Eukaryota, Metazoa, Chordata, Actinopteri, Gobiiformes, Gobiidae. The record is from the annotation of a GenBank genome assembly.
AUGGCAGACAAAGCGCUGGAGGAUGCGGGUGGUGUUGCGGCGCUGAUGGAGCGUAUCGCAGCACUCGUGGAUUCCGUGCAGGCCGCGCAGAGCCGCAUGGAGACGCGUCAGAGCGACCUGGAGGCCGCAGUCAAGAACAUCCAGAGUGACAUCACCAAACUGACCAGCGAGCAUGCCAACAGCAGCGCCAUGGUCACACGCCUGCUGGAGAAGACGCGCAAGGUCAGCCGCCACGUGAAGGACGUGCGUGUACGUGUGGAGAGCCAGAACCUUCGCGUGAAGAAGGUGGAGGCUACGCAAGGAGAUCUGCUAACCAAGAGCAAGUUUAGAGUGGUCAUCUACCAGGGCGAGCAGGAGCUGAAGUCGGUGCCCGCGGACAGCAAUCCGGUUGAUGCCGCGGCGGCGGUGGAGCCUGAUCAGUUCCAGCUCCCUCCAGAAUCAGACGAGGAGUACAUGGUGGUGGAGGAGGCGGAGUCCUCCACCGCAGCCCGCGUCAAGCGCACUGGCCUGACCCGCAUCGAGAGCUUCAAACACACCUUCUCCAGAGAGAACCUCAGCAAGACCCGUGAGAACCUGGGAUCAAAGGUCAACAAACUGGGCGAGCGCAUCGUGACCGCAGAGCGCAGGGAGAAGAUCCGACAGUCCGGAGAGCGCCUUAAGGAGAAGCUGGCCAUCAAAAAGGACCGGACGGUGGCGGAGGGCGAGGAGGCUACGACCGAAGCUCCAGUCGCACCCCCCAAAGGCCGCAAAGGGAGCCCUGAGGCCAGCGCGCCCGAGAGGAAGGCCGAGGAGACCGAGGUACCGAUCUACGACAUGAAGCAGCUGUCAUAA